Messenger RNA from Nilaparvata lugens (brown planthopper), 9846 nucleotides. RefSeq names its product Down syndrome cell adhesion molecule-like protein Dscam2 (gene Dscam1). The record is from RefSeq and is a predicted model, not a curated record. NCBI's taxonomy places the organism in Eukaryota, Metazoa, Arthropoda, Insecta, Hemiptera, Delphacidae. Gene Ontology annotation, biological process: dendrite self-avoidance; homophilic cell-cell adhesion; axon guidance. Bases 317 to 6604 code for a protein of 2095 amino acids. The transcript is spliced from 37 exons. Gene Ontology annotation, molecular function: cell-cell adhesion mediator activity. Gene Ontology annotation, cellular component: plasma membrane; axon.
UGUAGUGAAGGCAGACCGUUCUGCUAGCUCCAGUAUCCAGUGUAUUUCGCGUCGUGUGCCGUUCUACAGUUUCUAAAAUUGUGUACAACAAAUUGUGCGGGUUUUUCGGUGUGAAAUAGUGAUUGAAAUCAAUUGGACUACCACUAUCUGGUGUGGGCAGUGCUAGUGUGGUGUGGUGUACCACACAGUGGUGUGUGGUGUGUGUGUGAGCAGUGCGCGUGUGCGAGUGCUGGUGUUCGGUGGUGUUCAGUGGUGUUUCAGUGUUGUUGUGUAUGAAGUCUUCCCCUGUGUAAAAGUGUCUGUUAAAUUCUCCAUCAUGGGACAGCAGCAUCUGCUGUCCUUGUCUAACAUGCUGACGGCUGUCGUCUUCUGUCUCUCUCUGGGAUGGUGCUUGGCAGCGGGCGAGGAGGACACAAUGGGUCCUAUCUUCAUAAAGGAGCCUCCGAACCGCGUCGACUUCAGCAACACGACAGGCGCUGUGGUCGAGUGCACCGCCCGGGGUCAACCCGCACCCGAGAUCAUCUGGGUGCGCGCCGACGGUACCGCUGUUGGAGAGGUGCCCGGCCUCAGGCAGGUGCAACCAAAUGGAAAUUUGGUUUUCCCGCCUUUCAGAGCCGAGGAUUACCGGCAAGAGGUGCACGCCCAGGUUUACAUCUGUCUGGCCAAGAAUUCGGUCGGGUCCAUUCAUUCCAAGGAUGUCAACGUUAGAGCAGUUGUUCUCCAGUACUACCAGACUCGAGUGAUUGACGAGUUUGUGCUACGCGGCAAUACGGGGACUCUGAAAUGUCUAGUGCCCAGCUUUGUCGCUGAUUUUGUCCAAGUCACUGAAUGGGUGUCGGACGACGGUAUCACCUACAGUACUUCUAUGUCAGACAACGCUGAUAAUUAUGUUGUGAACCAGUACUACGAGGCACAAGUCUACGAUGUGUUUGUAAUCAAAGGCAACGCUGCCGUGUUUAAAUGCAAUGUUCCAUCUUUUGUAUCCGAUCACCUUGAUAUUGUAUCAUGGGAGGAUACGCAAGGCAACAAAUUCGCCUCCACAAAUAAUUAUGACGGCAAAUACCUAGUGUUGCCUUCUGGGGAACUGCACAUUAGAGAUGUCGGACCCGAGGACGGAUACAAGUCGUAUCAGUGUCGUACCAAGCACAGGCUGACCGGAGAGACAAGACUCAGUGCCACCAAGGGACGGCUAGUCAUCACCGAGCCGGUCGGCUUGAAACCUCCAACGUUGAGUUCAGAUGCCAAAUCCACCACCUAUGAACGAACCUACGGCCAGAGUUUCGGACUGUUGUGCGGCGCGCAGGGGUUCCCACCUCCUGGAUACAAAUGGUACAAGUUCCUGGACGGCUCGUCGCGCAAACAGGCCGUCGUGAUGGAUGACCGCGUGAAGCAGGUGUCGGGCACACUCAUCAUCCGCGAGGCCAAGGUCGAGGACUCGGGCAAGUACCUGUGUGUCGUCAACAACUCUGUCGGCGGAGAGAGUGUGGAGACUGUUCUGACUGUGACUGCCCCGCUAGCAGCCGGCGUGGAACCGACGACGCAGACGGUAGACUUCGGUCGGCCGGCCAUCUUUCGCUGCAACUACGAGGGUAACCCGGUGAAGACGGUGUCCUGGUUGAAGGACGGCAAAUCCAUUGCCGGUCACGAGGAGUCGGUGCUGAGGAUUGAGUCGGUGCGCAAGGAGGACAAGGGCAUGUAUCAGUGCUUCGUCAGGAACGAACAGGAGAGCGCCCAGGCUAGCGCCGAGCUGAAGCUUGGUGGACGAUUCGAGCCUCCUCAAAUCCGACACUCGUUCAAUGAGGAGACGAUGCAACCAGGCCCCUCCGUAUUCUUGAAGUGCGUCGCCUCUGGAAAUCCAACCCCGGAAAUCACAUGGGAACUCGAUGCCAGAAAACUCUCCAAUAGUGACAGACUGCAGGUAGGCCAGUACGUGACGAUGAACGGCGACGUGGUGUCUCACCUGAACAUCUCGUCGGUGCAGACGAACGACGGCGGCCUGUACAGGUGUGUCGCCUCGUCUAAGGUGGGCUCGGCCGAGCACGCUGCUCGCCUGAACGUGUACGGACUGCCGUUCGUGCGGCCCAUUGACAAGAAGAUGAUUGUAGCCGGCGAGACGCUGUUUGUCACCUGUCCGGUUGCUGGGUAUCCGAUCGAGUCGAUUGUGUGGGAACGAGACGGCCGUCAACUACCGAUCAACAGAAAGCAGAAAGUAUUUCCGAACGGAACUCUGAUCAUUGAGAACGUGGAACGGAUGUCGGACCAGGCAACCUACACGUGUGUGGCGAAGAACUCACAGGGAUUCAGCUCAAGGGGGACUCUCGAAGUGCAAGUUUUGGUGGCGCCCGUCCUAGCCCCGUUCACGAUCGAACCAGCCACGGUUGGAGACGCCGUCCAACUAUCGUGCCUGGCGACACGUGGCGACGUGCCUAUGUCUAUGUCGUGGACGGCACAACACUUGGGCAAUACACGUGCCGGACUCGUGGGAAAUACACGUGCAAAUAACGGCCGACAUGUGGGCUACACACGUACACGCGCGAGUCUGCCGCCCGGUGUGACUCUGACAGAGCUGUCGUCACGUGCCUCGCUGCUCACCAUCGCACGUGUCGCGCCGUUCCAUCACGGCAACUACACGUGUCACGUGUGGAACCGUGCCGGCCUGGCAGAGCUCAGCAUACACCUCACCGUUAAUGUGCCUCCACGUUGGAUUCUGGAGCCGACAGAUAAGGCUUUCGCCCAGGGCAGUGAUGCAAAAAUCGAAUGCAAAGCCGAUGGAUUCCCGAAGCCGGUUGUCACAUGGAAAAAGGCUACUGGGGAUUCACCAGGCGAUUAUAAAGAUCUGAAAACAAACAACCCAGACAUUAAAAUGGACGAAGGAACAUUGUCGAUAAAUAACAUCCAAAAGACAAAUGAAGGGUACUAUUUGUGCGAAGCUGGAAACGGAAUUGGAUCUGGUUUGUCUGCUGUUAUCAUGAUCAGUGUGCAAGCUCCUCCCCAGUUUGAAAUCAAAAUCCGCAACCAGACAGCGAGACGAGGAGAGCCGACUGUUCUGCAGUGCGAGGCUAGAGGCGAGAAGCCAAUCGGAAUCCUGUGGAAUAUGAACAACAAACGACUAGACCCCAAAAGCGAUAACAGGUACACAAUCCGCGAAGAAAUCCUGCCGAACGGUGUCCUCUCCGAUCUGAGCAUCAAACGCACCGAAAGAACUGACUCAGCACUUUUCAACUGUGUGGCCACCAAUGCAUUUGGAAGCGACGAUACCAGCAUCAAUAUGAUAGUGCAAGAGGUGCCUGAAGUACCGUACGGCCUAAAAGUACUCGAUAAAUCGGGUAGAACUGUGCAAUUAUCUUGGGCAGCACCGUACGAUGGAAAUUCGCCCAUCAAACGAUUUCUGAUCGAGUAUAAGAUAUCUAAAGGAACGUGGGAAGCAGAUAUCGACCGAGUACUAGUGCCAGGUCAGCAGAAUAUAGCGGGCGUCGUCAACCUGAGACCGGCCACCACUUAUCAUCUGAGAAUUGUCGCUGAAAACGAAAUUGGCGCCUCUGACCCAUCAGACACUGUUACCAUCAUUACUGCUGAAGAAGCACCGAGUGGUCCGCCGACCGGCGUCAAAGUGGAAGCCGUCGACCAGUACACACUGAAGGUGACCUGGAAGCCACCCGAGAGGGACCACUGGAACGGCGAAAUCCAGGGUUACUAUGUCGGCUACAAACUCAGCUCCUCCGACAAACCAUUCCUGUUUGAGACGGUCGAGUUCAGCAAGGAAGAAGGAAAGGAACAUCAUUUGCAGAUUGCCAAUCUUAAGACUUACACACAGUACUCAGUGGUGGUUCAGGCGUUCAACAAGCUGGGCGCCGGUCCGAUGUCGGAUGAGGUGAGGCAGUACACCGCUGAGGGAAUACCGGAGCAGCCGCCACAGGACACUACGUGCACCACACUCACCUCGCAGACGAUAAGGGUGUCAUGGGUAUCACCACCCCUAACAGCUGCCAACGGUGUCAUCAAGGGAUACAAAGUGGUGUAUGGGCCUAGCGACAGCUGGUAUGAUGAAAACAAGAAAGAUACAAAGAUUACUGCGUCGAGUGAAACCAUCCUACACGGUCUGAGGAAGUUUACCAACUAUAGCAUGCAAGUGCUCGCCUACACAUCGGGAGGAGACGGAGUCAAGAGCGGAGCUAUCCACUGUCAGACUGAGCAAGAUGUUCCUGAAGCCCCAGCAGCAGUGAAAGCCUUAGUGAUGUCGGCUGAAUCGAUUCUGGUGAGCUGGAAGCCACCCACACAACCCAACGGACUUGUCAUUCAAUACACCGUCUAUGUCAGAGAGGACAACGAGGAAGCUAAAAACGAAGAACCGAAGAGUCAGAAAGUGCCAGCGUUCCAGAUGAGCUACGAAGCGUCCGGUCUCAAGAAGAAAACAAGAUACGAGUUUUGGGUGACUGCUUCCACUAACAUGGGAGAAGGACAACCAUCAAAGUCUGUUUCCAUAUCUCCAAGCACCAGAGUUCCGGCGAAGAUAGCCUCGUUCGACGACCAGUUCACAGCCACCUACAAGGAGGACAUGAAGCUGCCGUGCCUGGCCGUGGGCGUCCCGGCGCCCGAGGUCACCUGGAAGGUCAAAGGAGUGGUGUUCGAACCCAAGGACCGCAUGCGUCAGCUUCCCGAAGGCAGUCUGCUGAUUAAGACGGUGACAAGGGCUGAUGCCGGCGAGUAUUCAUGCGCCGUUGAGAACUCGUUUGGCCGCGAUUCGGUCACGCACAAGUUGGUCGUGCUCGCUCCACCACACAAGCCGCAAGUAACCCUGACCGCCACCACCACGAAUAGCAUCACAAUGAAACUGAAGCCGCAUGCUCAGGACAACGAGCCGAUUCACGGCUACACGGUGCGCUACAAGCCGGAGUUCGGUGACUGGGAAACUGUGCAGGUGGCCGCUACUGUCCAGAAGUACACCCUCGAAGGUCUCUGGUGCGGGUCCAGGUAUCUCAUCAGUGUCACCGCUUACAACAGCAUUGGAACAGGAGACGAGUCUGACAUGCUGAACACUCGGACAAAGGGCUCGAAGCCGAUCAUUCCCGAGGCCAACCGAUUCAUCGAGGUCUCCACCAACUCCAUCACUCUGCAUCUCAGCGCCUGGUCCGACGGAGGUUGUCCUAUGCUCUACUUUGUCGUUGAACACAAGAAGAAGUCUCAGAUCGACUGGAACCAAGUGUCGAACAACGUGAAGCCUGGUGGCAACUUUGUAGUGCUUGAUCUGGACCCAGCCACCUGGUAUCAUCUGCGAGUCACCGCCCACAACAAUGCUGGCUUUGCCGUUGCCGAAUACGAGUUUGCCACCCUCACCAUUACUGGAGGAACUAUUGCCCCGCCUACUAGAAACGGCGACCUGCCCACUAUGCACCAGUUCUUUCCGUGGAUUCCGUACUGGGUCGACUUGAACCUGAUCGUUCCAGUGGCGGCAACUGUGGUUGUGAUUUUGGUUGGUAUCAUUGUCAUCUGUGUGGCGCUGGCUAGGCGAGGUCGGGGACCUGAACAGACCAGGCUCAGAGAUGACAUCGUUUACAACCAAUCAAUGGUGGGAAGCAACACGAUUGACAAGCGUCGUCCGGAUUUGCGGGAUGAGCUGGGCUAUAUUGCCCCGCCCAACCGGAAGCUGCCCCCAGUGCCCGGAUCCAACUACAACACUUGCGACCGGAUUAAGCGAGGUACAGCAAUAAAGCGAUGUGCGGUGUGUAUGUAUCCACCCUGUAUCGGCGUGCAUCAUGAUCAUAUAGGUCGCGGAGGCGGCUCUUACCGCGGGGGCGGUCACACCACGUGGGAUCCCCGCCACCGGCACAUGUACGAGGAGCUGAAUGGAGGCGGCACUGCCCCCAGGGGUCGGUUGCCACCGCCUCCCUGUCAUGGCGGCAGUGAUGAGACUAUGUACCAUCGAUCAGGUAUGGAGGAUGAGAUCUGCCCCUAUGCCACAUUCCACCUGCUGGGCUUCCGCGAGGAGAUGGAUCCCUCCAAGGCUGUUCAGUUCCAGACGUUCCCGCACCAGAACGGACAUAGCGGCACCCUCGGACCCAACGGAAUGCCACCAGCCAACGGACAUGUGCAUCAUCGCAGUGGAUCCCAGUCUAUGCCUCGUGCCAAUGGUCGGUACUCGCGAGUAGGCGGCGGACCCGGCUCCACAUUCUCGCCCGAGUAUGACGACCCGGCCAACAUUGGGCCAGAGGAGGAUCCCUACGGCAGUCAGUACUCGCCCUACGGCGCGCCCUACGAUCACUAUGGCAGUCGCAACUCGGUCAGCCGGCGCAGUGUCGGAUCAGCCCGCAACCUGCCAGUGUCGAGUAGUCCGGAACCACCCCCACCACCUCCCCGCAACCACGACCCCAACAGCAGCGGCUCGGCCAACGACUCCAAGGAGAGCAACGAGAUAUCCGAGGCAGAGUGCGACCGCGACCAACUCGUCAACCGCAACUAUGGAGUCAAUGUGAGGAAUAACUCCAAGGAUGGUAUGUCCACCGAGGAAAUGAGGAAACUUAUUGAGAGGAAGCCAAACGAAGCAGGGCAACAACACCUCCAAAACGGAGGCCUCGGGCUCACAACCUACGAUACUGUGGCAGUGUAAUCUCUAGUCUGCUAAUCCUGUGCCAUAAUUCCAUAAAUCAUGGAAUUAAUUCCAUAAGAAACAACAUCCAUCAUCAGCUGUCGUCAUCAACUAACCCUGCAUUCAACCUGUCUGCGCUCUGCAAUUCAAUUUGAUUGAUUUCAUUCCGAUGCGAACAACUUAUUAAUCAUCACUGGUAUGCGCUCCGCAGUCCAAUUCAAUUGGUUUCAUUCCACUGCGAGCAACUUUCUAAUCACCCUGAGGUAAUCAGCUUGUCUGCGCUCUAAAACUCAAUCUAAUGGGUUUCAUUUUCUUGGAGCAACUUUCAAAUCACGCAUAGAUGUUACCCUGAAUUCUACAUGUCGGUGCUCCACCGUUGAAUUUAAUAGGUUUCAUUAUGCUCCAAACAACUUUUCAAUUCAACAAGUUGCUCGUUGUCAACUUGGUCACAUUUUAGCCAUUGAAUGGCAAUUUUUUAGUAUUAGACAUCAGUUGCUCGAUUAGUUGAGCAACUUGAUUAUACAGUCAGUCAUUAAUUUUUAUUCAAUUUGUGCCACAAGAUAAUCUUUCUUCUUAGAAGAAAUAAAUUGCAAGUUUUGAUCAAAUUACUUUGUACGACACGGAUAUGUGUCAUAUAAUAAUCUCUGACUGAGCUAGGAUUGGUGAUAUUUAUAUUUUGUAGAAUUACGACAUUCUACAUCUUUUUUAUUCGUGUACUAUAAUUUUCAUUUUGAAUUUGAUCAAGAGUUCUGAAGAAAGCUUUAUAAAUUCAUGAACUUAAUACUUUUAAGUUGAUUCGAAAAGAAUAUUUAAUUCUCUUCCAUCAUAUUAGUUGGCAAUUUUUUUCUCAAAACAGGAAAAAUUGUUGUUUUUAUGGAUAAGUUUAAAUUUGAAGGAUUUGUUAACAAGUGAACAAAUCACUAUGUACUAAUUAUAAUUACCACUCCAGGUGUCUAAAUUAUCUACGAUUUAUAAUUAUCUAUCAAGCCAAUGCUCUAUCAAGCGAGGUCCAAUCCAAUCAUCUCAUAAGUUUUCUUCAUGAGGAACUAUCAUUUUUGUAUCGCAUUUCAACAUUUUUUUUAUAUAAUUCGUUACCAAGUAUCCAUUCUGGCAUGUUCCUUAUACCUGAAUGAUGCAGACUGUACUACUUAUUCGAGAAGAUGUUUAAGAAGAAAUUGGAGGAAAUUUAAUUUUAACUUUGCGACUUCUGAAUAGAUGUAUAAUUAUAUCUAUAGAUAAAUACACAGACACAUCUAUCUAAGCAGUAGGUUAAUCAGGAUGAUAUAUAUGCUAUUAAUUGUGUUGAAUCCAUCUAUUGGCUGAAAAAAUGCUUGAAAUUACUAUCCAAAACAUAAAUUUAUUCAGUAUAUUAGAGUUGUUGAUCUGAUGAAAAAUCAAACUUAGACGGCACACAUACUAAAACAACAACUUUUAUAAAAUUAAUAUGAAAUUAUUUGUAAACUCAAAAUAUUACUACUACAUUACUAGUAAUUGUGUAACUCUUUAAUUCGAAAAGUUAUUUCAAUAGCAUAUUAUUAUAAUUAGGAUUAUAAUAGUGGUACAGUUUAAUAAAUUCACUAAGCAAACCUGCUUCAUUCAGUCUUAUCGUAACAGUUGACUAAUAAAUAUUAUUAAAUGUAGCUCUCAUACCAACAUCAGUCUUUUGACUACAAUAUAUACAUUAUAUAUGAAAUUUUAUACAUAGGUAAUGUACACAUAACGUAUAUUAUUAUAAACUUAUUUGAUGUUUGAAUAACAGAUGUAUUAUCGGAUAUUAUCUGGUAUAAAUUAUGAUUAUAUUAUUCAGAUAAUUAAUCUAACCUCUUCUAUAAACUUCAUCCAUUAAUGAUCGUAAAUCAAUAUUCGUUUUUGAAUGUAUUUCUGAAACUGGAUCUUUGCUUUAGUUUGAUUUUAACUUUGCUGUAAAUAUUGUAUUAUCAUAGACUGUAUUAGUACCUGUAUGAGGGUACAAGCUAUUCAUUAUCGUAGUUUUGGUGGGAAAAUCUAUUGAUAUGUUUGAUAACGUACGAUGAUAUGAACAAAAUUUAGUAAAGUUUAAAAUCGUUGACGUUAUUGAUGUACUGAUUAUGUUUCUUCCAAAUUGAACGUUCCGGUUUUGUGACUAUUGAUAUUAAAUAUUCAGAAAUAAAUAAAUUCGAGACAUCGUUGAGAGCGGAUGUUGAGCCGUUGGGCGCGAACAAUCCCCCCACAAAAAUAUCCAAGGAUUGAUAUGGGGCCGGUCUUCCAACGAUGUUCUCUAGUAAUUUUAAUAACACUAUUAUAACGAUAACCUCUAAAUAUCGAUAAGCUCAACUGUUUAAUUACUAUGAUAUAUUAUUAUAAAUAUAAAAUGAAUAUAAAGAUGUGAUAUUUUCUUUCUUUCAUGUGUAUAUUGACGUAAUUUUAAUUAUUAAUCGAUGACUUUGAAUGCUGUUUGGUUUAGUAAUGAUAGUCUUAUACCAUUAUUGUAUGAUGUAAGGAGGAAAGGGGUCAUUAACUAAUUCAUUAAUUGGUUAACUAGUUAACUGAUUAAUUAGUUGAAAGCACAGCGAGGGCACAAAACUACUGUGUUGGAUUUCAUUAUAGAUAUUCAAAUUGUUUGUCUUUUAUAUGUGUCAUAGUAUCAUCGUUUUUAUCUAUUUAGAUUAAUAAUGGAUAAAUGUAUAACCAUUAUUCGACUUCAUACAUUAUCUAUUAGCGUUUUAACACACAUUGACUGUAUCAAAAAUCUAUUAAAUCUACUACAAACUUAUAUAAAUAAUCUAUGGAUGUGUCCUCUACUCUGUGUUGUUUUCCCUCUUGCAAAAAAAAUACAUUUGUACAUUUAUUUAUAUAUUAUUAUUUUCAAGUAAAGAUGACCGUAUCUUUAGGUUUAGUAGUAUAAUUUUACUACCUAUUUUAUUGCUGUACUAUAUUAUUGUAAUGUUUAGGAUAUUAUAAUAUGUAAUGAUAUUUGGAUUUUAAAUAAGUCUUCGUAACCAUCGAACAUGAAUAAUUUUUCUACUAGAUUUUGAAAGUUUCUUGUCAUUUUAAUACCACAAAAUACAUGUGCUUUUCGUCCAGUAAUUUUCUGCUAUAUAUUCAUCUAUGUAUAGCAUGUGAUUCUGUCGUUUUAAAAUUAUAUCCAUUGUUUUCCAAACAAUUAGAAAACAUUGAUUUUUAUAGAUAUUCGCUUGAUAAAUGUUAAUUAUUUUUGUAAUAUGUGGUUAUAUUAUGUGGAAUCUCGCCCACGAGUUGUGAAAAUUGAUUUUAUUUACUUUUGC